AUGGACGUAAUAGAUAUUUUGGAAAUGAUAGACAGUGAGGAAUUGGGCGAGGAGAAACAAGUGAUUUCGAGGUCAUAUUUGCGAGACGUACAAGAUCCAUUCCAAUUACUUAACGAGAAUGAGUUUACACGAAGAUACAGAUUUUCGAAAGACAGCGUGCUUAUUUUACUCGAUAUUAACUUUUCCCAAGUUAAACAAAAUUUUUUCGAUGUGGAUGGCUUUCCAUCUGUCAUUAGGGCUAUUGACUGCACGCAUGUGCCAAUUCAUUUCUUCAUGGGUGACGGUUUCAUCUGA
Messenger RNA from Styela clava, 294 nucleotides. The record is from RefSeq and is a predicted model, not a curated record. Lineage: Eukaryota; Metazoa; Chordata; Ascidiacea; Stolidobranchia; Styelidae.